Messenger RNA from Papilio xuthus (Asian swallowtail), 2186 nucleotides. It is a transcript of the gene VhaPPA1-1, whose product is annotated as Vacuolar H[+] ATPase PPA1 subunit 1. The transcript has 2 exons. Gene Ontology annotation, cellular component: proton-transporting V-type ATPase, V0 domain. Gene Ontology annotation, biological process: proton transmembrane transport. The record is from RefSeq and is a predicted model, not a curated record. NCBI's taxonomy places the organism in Eukaryota, Metazoa, Arthropoda, Insecta, Lepidoptera, Papilionidae. Gene Ontology annotation, molecular function: proton-transporting ATPase activity, rotational mechanism. The coding region runs from base 134 to 751 and encodes 205 amino acids.
UGUCUAUGGACUCUUGUGAUCACAAGACUUCUUCGUUUUGAGUUUUCUGUCAAGGCAGUAAUUGGAGAAAAAAAGGCCGUCCCUUUUGGGAUCUUCUGGUUCAGCAGCUCCAAUUGACUCAAAAUCAUCCAAGAUGAGGUACUUCUUAACGUAUUUGCUGGUGCUCCUUGUAGCAAUUGUCAUACCGAUAUUUUCAAUGUACUAUGUCCUGAAUGGAAAAGGUGAGCAAAUAAGUGUCGGAUGGUUCCUGGAAAACACUUCCCCAUACAUGUGGGGUACGUUGGGAAUAGCUUUUGCAGUAGCUUUCUCCGUGGUGGGCGCGGCUAUGGGCAUCCAUACGACGGGAGUGAGCAUAGUCGGAGGAGGUGUCAAAGCUCCGCGUAUCAAGACGAAGAAUUUGAUCUCCGUCAUCUUUUGUGAAGCCGUGGCAAUUUACGGUUUAAUUACUGCGAUCGUGCUGUCAGGAAUGCUCGAGAAGUACACGGAACCCUUGACUGACAUAGCCAUCAAGCAGCAAAACUGGAUGGCUGGAUAUGUGAUGUUCGGCGCCGGGUUGGCCGUGGGUCUGGUGAACUUGUUCUGCGGUAUCGCUGUGGGCAUUGUAGGAUCAGGAGCCGCCCUCUCGGAUGCUGCCAACGCAGCUCUUUUUGUUAAGAUCCUGAUUGUAGAAAUCUUUGGAUCAGCUAUUGGUCUUUUCGGCCUCAUCGUCGGCAUCUACAUGACGUCAAAGGUUAAAAUGGGUAACCAGUAAUUCAAGAUAAUACUUGAAAUUAAGUUGUACAGCACUGGACCAUCCUGCCUUGACCUUCAAUCUUAAAUCUGUGACAGCCAGUGCUCAGCGCAAAUACAUCAAUCACAUGUGUGAAGUUUUCUAUGUUAAGUGUUGGACUCGUGUACUUCUUAAUCAAAAUAUAUUUUGUUGAUGUUAUUUAUAAAUUUAAAUGAGAUUUGUUUCUAUAAUUGAAAGGCAACUGUUUUAAUAAUAAUCUGAUCUUAGCACCAUUUUUCUCUAUUCAAUUAUAUUUCUUUUUGGUUAUUUAUUAGUUAAUACUGUAUUUGUUUCAUAAGUCUUAUAUUUUUUAAGCUUAUUUCGAACUCAAGUGAAUUAGUUACAUUGGUUCAAUAAGAUGAAGAAAAACUGUAAGAAAUUAUUUUCAUUAAUUUUUAUUACCGGAUUAGAGAUAAAUAUUUUGAAAGAUACUUUUAGUUUUAUUCUUCGAUUAAUUUAAUAUUGUGCUAAGAUGUCAGAUAGUCUAUUGAACAGGUCUGGAUUGUAUUGGAGUGUUCUAGAAUACAUAUAAACAAUAGUUUGUGUUGUUAUCCAUUUUACAGUGUCCUGAUUUGGAAGUGACUAGAUACUAAUUGCAUGACAUCUAUGUAUUUAUUAUAUAUCUAUACAUAAACUCGUAUAGUAUUAACAUCAACAUUUCAUUAUAACACUGCUAAAUAGAAAGGUGCUCAAAAUAGUUUAAAACUAUGCAAUGUAGUAUCUAGUCAUAUUUUAUAAGGCUUAAACAUUCCAUGAAAUCAUAAAACUAAUGAAAGCUUUGAUUGGUUCAACAGAUGUAAAUAGUUAACACUAUAGUACUAUAUUUUUCCAACUAGACACAAGAACUUAACUAUUGUUAUUGAUAUCCCAAUCUGUCAGUUAUAUAGUUUAGCUUACACAUGUUUUAAGAUGCUUACAAAUAACCUAGCCGUUUAUGUAUUGAAAUUUAUAAGGAACGCAUGUCAUAGUUUAGGAAAUUUUAAUGGAGAUUUUAUUCCUUAGCCAAAUAACAACCAGGUUUUCGAUUUAAGAGACAAAUUAAACAUCAAUUUGUGUAUUACUGAAAAUAAACGAAUGCGAACUACUUUUUAGAUUUCGAAGUUAAAACAUUGGAAUGUCGUACGAAAUAUUAAAUGUUUCCAAUUGUAAAUAUUAGUUUGCUUCCUUGCACUAUUAUAAAUCUUACUAAUUUAUUGUAAAAUAUAUUAUUAUUAUCCAUUUUAUGAUGGGGCAAUGAUGAAAGCCAUAUGGUUAUGGAAUACAUUGUCGUCGUUAGGCACAAAUUGAGUGCAAACAUAUUGCAAGAACAAGAGAUAAGUAUUAUAAGAGCAUUAUGAGUACUGUUUAUUGAUGCGAUAAUAAUAUAUUUGUGCAAAUGUAGAUAUUAUGUAUGUUGAAUAAAUAGAUAAAAUUUGAA